AUGUCAUUUAAUAAGAACAAAGUCUUAUAAUAGAGUGUUCAUUCAGUGAAAGAUUUGCCUCCCCUCUCAAAUAGAGGAAGUGAACGCGAAUUGUAGAAUGUGAACAAUGAUGGUUUGAUCUAAAAAUUAAAACUUAAAUUGAAUAAGGGCGGGGAAAUUGCUAACUAACAUAGCGCUCGAGGAGAGGAAAAACCAACUAGAAACAAUUAAUAAGACAACGAUUAAAAUCUAGUAAACAAAAAUAAUCAAGAUUAUUCUUAAUACUCUAAUCCUUAGCAAUUGAAAAACACAUUUAAGAAGUAAGAGAGUAACUAUUUAUACAAUUAUUUGUAGCAAUAUGGCUCAAAGAAUACUACCCAAGAAUACACGAAUAUGACUAAGUAACGAAAUCUAAGUACAGAAAAAUUAAUAUAUGGAUGUGCGAAAAAAUUUAUGAUUAAGCAAGAAUAUUAUGAUUUAAAGGCAGUUAACAGCAUUUUAUUCAAUUAAUAAGCAAGGAUUGUCUCAGUCUUCAAGGACUACCUUAUCUACGAUGACAUUUGUGAGUUUCUUACAUCUAUGUACACAAGUGAUUAGUCAAAAGUUCUAUUUUAAUAGCAUAUGAGGAAAGAAAAGGAAAGACUGCAAAAAUUUAAGACUAUUUCUUAAACCCCUAAUUACAACGUACUCGAAUCUAAAUAGAUACUUCAUAAAAAUUUGAAGUUUAAGCAAAAGGCAUAUCAUGACAAGGUUAAAUUACAAAAACUCCUUUAAUAGGAGUAAAUUUAGAGAUAACUAGAUGCUGCUGCUAUGAAAUUCAAUAUAGCAGCAGGAUAAACAGGAACAAAAAAGGAUAUUAAAAAUUUGCAGUUUUAGAAACUUAUAUAGUCAUCUUUGGUUCAAGAGUACAACUUCACUAAGCAAAAUAUAUCUCAGAAUUAUGAUAUGAGUUUAUCCUUGAGUAAAUACUCAAUUGGAAAGGAAUUGAAUUUGAGCGGAGUCAGAUAGAGUGGUACUAAUUUUAACAGUAACAAAAAUGACUAAAGCAAACUGGCAAAGUUAUUUAAACUUGAUGAUAGUGUAAUAAUGAUUGAAAAUUAAGGAUUGAUGUCUUAGAGAACGAAUUAGGGAUUGAUGUCUUAGAGAACGAAUUAGGGACUCUAAACUUAAAGAACCCUCACUCUUAAUGAUGAUUUUAUGCCAGCAGGGGCUUAUCUUAAGGAGAUGAAUCCGAUUAUGAUCAAGCAGCAAAGUCAUUAUUAAGAACCGCCUAGAGUCAGAAUCUUACCUGAUAUACCUAAACCUAAUCCGACACCAAGAAAUGAAACAAAGGAUGUAGAUAAAAUAAUGCCAUAGAAUACUCUUUAACCAUCUCAGAUUCAAGGGAAUGAAGAAAAAUCUCAACAAUUUUAAUUAAGAAAAUAUAAAACUCCAUCAAUUUUGAGUUAGCAUGAACUAACUAAGUAGAAAACAAGAAUAGGUGAUCCCUCAGGAAAUUAAGAUAUUUAAGAUUAUCUUGAUGAUGAUAUAGAUGAAAUAGAAAAGUCUUAAUCACUACUAAAAGAUGGUAAAUUUUAAGAUAAAUAAAAGGCUAACUAACAUCUGAAAGUAGGUGAUCAAAUUUAGCUUCAUAGAAGAGUUGAUACAGAAGUAGAUCCAUUUACCUAAAGUUACGAUUCUAACGAUUAUAACCACUUUUUUGCUGAUUAUCAGAAGAAGCAAACAACUGAAUACAAUGACUAUGAUUAGAUUUAGGGUAGAAAUAGUGACUAUUAUUAGAUUUACAAGAAUAGCAUAAAAAAAUCUACAGAUGAUAAUAAUCCUCUAGAAUUCCAAAGAGCUCCUUCUAGUAUUAGUAACCUACAUAAGCCUCCACGCGAUCAUAAAUACACUCAAAGUGUAAUGAAUGCUUAAAGUGAGGAAGAAAAGAAGACCUAUAUGUCCAUAUCCUCUGCAAAUUCCUUCAAGAAUCAGAUUAACUUUGAAAAAUCACAUAACAUUUUAAAACUCAACUUAAAACCCACUAUAUAAGAGGAUAGUGCUUCAAAUAGUAAGUAGAUCAAGUCAUAGUAAAACAAAAAGUUUCUUUAAAAGCUUGUAUUUAAAAAUAGGAAAGAACAGAUUACCAUUAAGACAAACGAUUCAUCUUAGAAUAUGAUUUAGAGCGUCAAUGCCAGCCCAGGUCCUCAGUAGCAGGACCGAAAGAUGGCAUAUCUUACUCCUCUAAAUAAUUAGCAAGUGAAUUUUUCAGUCCAAUUUUCUCCCCAAACAAGAAAUACAAUGAACUAAAAGCUUUCAAAUUUGUCUUAAUCUAACCCAAAGCUUUCAAUAAAAAAUUCACCUGAUAAUCGAAUAACUAAUGUUCUGAGUUCCUAAUCUUCACUUAAUCAAAUAGAUUCCACUAAUGAUAAGGGAUAUGAUCCAAACUACUACAGCCUUAAAAAUUCGAUGAUUGGAUCUACCAUCUAAAAAAAUAGUCAAAAUAAACUUCCUGAAAACACUAAAAGUUCUCAUCUCUAGUAGAUACCAAAGAUAAAAAUCAUUAAAAAGCCUAAGAUUAUUUUUAAUCAAGGUCCAGACUUCUCCAGAAAUUCUUUAGUGUCCUAACAAAGUAAUUAUAACUAGCAGUAGAACUAGCCAUAUUCACAUGGAUCGCCAGAAAUGAAAAUUACACAAGGAAGACGCAUGAAUAGAAAUGAAUAUAUAAACCUAAAGACUAGAGCGCACAGCUAUGGAGGUAGUGGUGGAGGUCAUUAGGUCUAGAACCCAGCUAGUACAAUUUCUAACAUUUAGACACCAAGCAUCGUUCAUCAUUCACCUAAAUCUCCUUCAGUUUAUCAAAGUCAAAAUAGUCAAUUUGGAGUGACUUAAAUGAUAGAAAAUCCAAGUUCAAUCAUGAUACAUGACUAAAAGGAAUCAAUCUUGCAUUAGUCCCAAAGUAAUAAACAAAACCGUCAACUCAUUAUAAAGAAGGCCAUCAAGCCUUAGUAACUUAAGUUCAAAGUCAACGCCUAUAAAUUUGUGAAUAGACCCUAAUCAAAUCUAGAUACUUAUCAGUAGCCUCCUCCUAUUUGA
Molecule: messenger RNA, 3054 nt
Organism: Stylonychia lemnae
Lineage: Eukaryota; Ciliophora; Spirotrichea; Sporadotrichida; Oxytrichidae
Source: the annotation of a GenBank genome assembly